Drosophila busckii is the source of this 3256-nucleotide messenger RNA. It is a transcript of the gene pain, whose product is annotated as transient receptor potential cation channel protein painless. The transcript is spliced from 4 exons. Gene Ontology annotation, cellular component: membrane. The record is from RefSeq and is a predicted model, not a curated record. Gene Ontology annotation, biological process: transmembrane transport; monoatomic ion transport. Lineage: Eukaryota; Metazoa; Arthropoda; Insecta; Diptera; Drosophilidae. Bases 99 to 2852 code for a protein of 917 amino acids. Gene Ontology annotation, molecular function: monoatomic ion channel activity; protein binding.
AUUGCAGUCGUCGUCGGUAUCAAGUGAAUGCGCGAAUAAUUCGCCAUUUUGCUUAACGCGCUUGUUCGAAUCAAUAAAUUUUUGGAAAAUUUGAGAACAUGGACUUGGGCGGUUGCGGCUUUUUGGAUCCACAGGCGCAAUUGGGUGCAGCUUUGGCCAAACGAGACUUACGAGAAUUUCAAACAGCGCUGGAUGCAGGCGCGCAACCCACACUGCCGGAUGAGCAGCAGCUGUGCAUCUAUGAGAAGGCGCUAGCCACGCCAGGAUGCGGCGAGUUCAUUAGAGCAUGUCUUAGCCGCGGCUGCAAUGUCAAUCAUAUUAAUCACAAGCACAACAAGGCAGCUAUAAGCUAUGCUGCUGACUCUAGAGAUGCGAGCAAUCUGGCUGCGCUGCUGAGCCAGCCAAAUGUGCAAGUGGAUCGCAAGUAUGGCCAGCUGACAGCGCUCAACUCACUGGCCAACAAUCUGACAGCGGACAAUGCCGGCCAAGUGCGCGAAUGCAUGCGGCUGCUGCUAGCGUAUGGCGCCUCGCCCAAUGCUGUGGAUCAGCGCGAGAUGACGCCACUGCAUCAUGUGCUUAAGAACAAUAAAAUCAGCGAUGCCAAGCUGGAGCUAGUGCAGCUAUUUCUAGCGCAGCCGCAGCUGGACAUAGACAGCUAUCGCAAUGGGCAGGUGCGACAAUUGUUGCAGGCACAGUAUCCGGAGCUGCAGCUGCCAGCGCAACGAGAAUCAAGUGGCGAAAUCGAUGCGGAGCGUUUGCUGCGUUACUUGCGCGACGGCGACGAGUCACAGUUUGAGCAGCUGCUGGCGGAGCAUCAGCUGAACAACAGCAACAAGGACAAUCUGCGCAAUGUUAUGCAGGAGCAGUACCAGCCGCUGCUGCAUGAGAGCAUCAAGCUGGGCAAGCAUCGUGCCUUCGAUGCGCUGCUCAACACCGGACUCAACAUCAACAGCUGCGCCAGCGGUGCAGCUACUCCCGUUGAGCUGGCUGUCAUUUGGGGCAACUGGCAUGCGCUGCAGCAGCUGCUGCAACAUCCAGAGCUGAAGCUUGCAGCGCGCUGCUCGCUGCUGCACGCUGUUAUUAGUCGACUGGAGGAGCCGCCACUGGAUCAUUACUGUGAUCAUCAGCGCUGCUUUGAGCUGCUGCUGGCCAGCGAGCAUGUGGACAUUAAUGCGCAGGAUGCCAGCGGCCAAGUGCCGCUCUACUAUGCGGUCAAGUAUCGCAACGAGCAGGCAGUGCAGACGCUGCUGCGCCAUGGCGCUUACAUAGGCGGCGUCAGCAGCUUUAAGGAGCUGCCCAUACAGCAUAUGACGCCGGAGCUGCUGGAGCAGCAUUUCGAUGCCUGCAUCACAACGAAUGCGCAAAAGCCGGGCGUGCAGGACUUUGAGAUUAUCAUCAACUAUAUGAAUCUGAUGCGCCGUGAGCAUGCGGAGCAGCAGUCGCCACGCAAGGCGAGCCCAAAGCAGCAGCUGCUGGACGAAAUGACGCCCAUUGCUUAUAUAGCGGAGUCAAAGGAGCUGCGACAUUUGCUACAGCAUCCGCUAAUCUCCAGCUUUUUGUUUCUCAAAUGGCAUCGCCUCUCGGUUAUAUUCUAUCUGAACUUUUUGUUCUAUACGUUCUUCACUGUUUCAAUUAUUACGCAUACGCUGCUGAAGUUCCAUGAGAGCGAAUACAAAGCGCUGACUGCACUCUUUGGACUCUGCUCGCUAAUUGGCAUUAUCUAUUUGAUACUACGCGAGGCUCUGCAGCUAAUCAUGUCCAGCUGGCGUUACUUUCGCUCUGUUACCAACAUCAUGGAGCUGGCGCUUAUUGUGCUCUCCAUUUUGACAGUAAUUGAGAGCAGCUACGACAAGGAGACGCAACGCGUGCUGGCGGUGUUCACUAUUCUGCUGGUUUCUGUGGAGUUUUGUCUGCUGGUUGGCUCGCUGCCGGUGCAGUCCAUAUCGACGCACAUGUUGAUGCUGCGCUCUGUGUGCAGCAGUUUCAUCAAGUGCUUUGGCCUCUACUCCAUAUUUGUGGUUACAUUUACGCUUUGCUUCUAUAUACUGUUCGGCAAGCCACAGGAGCAGGUGCCUGGCAGUAACCCAGGCAAAGAGCAAAAAUCUGAGGAUGGACGCUUCAAUACGUUCUCGGUGCCCAUUGAGGCGCUGAUUAAAACAAUUGUCAUGUUGACGGGCGAGUUCGAUGCUGGUGACAUUAAGUUCGACAGCUACUUUACUUACUUCAUCUUUUUGCUUUUUGUAUUCUUCAUGACCAUUGUGCUGUUCAAUCUGUUGAACGGCUUGGCUGUCUCCGAUACGCAGGCUAUUAAGGCGCAGGCGGAGCUCAAUGGCGCCAUUUGCCGCACAUACACUUUGCUGCGCUAUGAGCAGGUGCUGACUGGACGCGCUGGACGCAUUGGUCUCAUCGUGAACAGCGAGCCCUUUCGCACUAUAUGCCAGCGUCUGCUCAACAUUUAUCCCAACUGUUUGCCUGUGCGUCAGAUCUCUAUACUGCCCAAUGAUGGCAACAAGGUGCUCAUACCUUUCACAGACGUCUACGAGCUUAAAGAGCUCGGCAAUGACGCGGGCAAGUCGAAGGCCAGCUUUAAGCCACUGGCUACAAAUGCUGCAGCGGAGCAGCAAAAGAAGCUGCUCGAUCCGCCACUUAAGUUUAUGUCUUGCUGCUGUUCCUACUUCGCCGGCAAGUGCUCCACCAUUGACAGCCGCACGGUCAAGCUGGCGCUGGCGCUCAUCGAUCAGAAAUGCUGCGCUGAAGCGCGACGCAAGCGGGAACAGUUCACGGAGCGACGUCUGCAGCAGAUUGAGGAGAAGCUGGAUGCGCUGCUGCAGCUGUACCAGAAGCAAAAUUAAAACCUACCCAUUGCAUUUAUGGAAUGUACUGCUGAAUAUACUUUGUAGUCAGAAAUUGUUUUUAUUAACAUACGAAUAUAUAAAUGUUAUUAAAUUUAACAAAAACCUAAAAGAUCUAAAAACCGAAUGGAAUUAUUCACUAUUAUAAUAGGUAAGUUCUGUUCAGAAUAUAUGUAUAUGCUAUACUUAUAUACAAUUCGUAACUAAAAACAAAAAUCAAUUGGUUUAUUUAUUUGCGCUGCGCGAUUUGCUUGCUACCUCUUAAUUUUCGUUUUUCUGUUUCUUUGGUACUUUGAAUCGUUUCUUGCACAGUGGUACAAUGUUGAGUUUUUAAAAUUGGUUUGUCGACUGCUGUUAAUAAAUUUUUGACUUUUGAUAAGUAUACGUAUAAGUAAGUAGUAUAA